AUGCCACAGUCGAUCGACCGCAAAGACGGCCACACUGGCAUCAGACUUGGCGUAGGCUCCAUUCUCAGCCUGGGCGACGUCCGAAUCGAAAAUGGCUUGAACGGAAUCUGGCACGACGGUCACCAGAGUGCUCUUUUUAAAAAUAUCAGCUUCUACCGCAACACGGUCGGUUUGCGCGUCUCCAACGGCAGCGCUGUCACCCUGCUUGCUCCCACUUUUGAAAACGUCGACGUCUGUGUCAACCACACCAGUGGCAGCGUCUUUGUUGGCAUCGUCGACGGCACGUCCAUCAACUCUGGCAUCACAUUCCUCUCGGGGAAAACAAACAACGACAUGACCCGGCCUUCCCUUCUCAUCGACAACCUGGACAAAAGACGCGACCCGGAAUACGAGCCCGAAAACACGGUACAGGUCAAGGGUCGUACUGUCCUUGGUCCUGUUGCCCAUGUCAACAGCUUCUCCUAUGGAAACACGGUAGGUCGCAACCACAUCUACGGCGUGACAACUAACAACAGCAUCACACGGUCACGAAUAGCUGCUCCCGGCGGCAGAAUCCCCAUACACCCGCCUCCGAAUUACGCACUCAGCGCUUGGUCGGAUUUUAUAAACGUCAAAGACUCGAAGCAGAAUGGUGGGCAUACCGUCCGGGGAGAUGGCAUGACGGAUGACGUUCAGGCCCUUACCAAGGUCCUCCAGCACGCCGUCAAAGAGCACAAGAUGGUAUACUUUCCCUUUGGCGACUACCGUGUUUCUUCGACGCUCGUCAUACCAAUUGGAUCCCGUAUACACGGCGAGGCGUGGCCGUCCAUCUCCGGGGCAGGCCCGCGUUUCUUGAAUGCAGAAAACCCCAAGCCCGUCGUGCAAGUCGGCAACGUCGGCGACGUGGGCACGAUCCAUAUCCAGGACAUGCGCUUCACCGUUGCCGACGUCUCCCCAGGCGCCAUCGUCCUUCAGUUCCACGCGCACGGCAAGAAGCCAGGCGACGUCGCGAUAUGGAACUCCAUCGUCAACGUCGGGGGACUCCGGGGCGCCCCGGACAUGGUGCGGCGCUGCGCCGACGACUCCCACCCGUGCCAGGCCGCCUACCUGGGCAUGCACUUCGCCAGAGGAUCCUCCGUCUACGCCGAAAACGUGUGGAACUGGGUAUCCAGCCGCAACGCCGAGGACUUCUUCGCCGGCGUCGACGUUGCCGCAAAGGGCGGCGUCCUGGUCGAGUCCACCAACGGCACCUGGCUGCACGGCCUGGGCUCCGAGCACUGGUGGCAGUAUCAGAUCAAUCUCCGAUCGGCCUCCAACGUCGUCCUGUCCAUGCCCAGGACCGAGGCUAAUCCCGGGCAGGGCGGCACGGCGAGGCCGAUGCUUCCUUGGCCGGGGACAUCCGAUCCCGGGGGAUGGGGAGACCCCGAUUACUCGCGGUGCCGUGUCUCCGACCCGGCUUGCCGCACGGGUGUGGGCAACUACAUCAACGGAGGGUCGGAUAUUUACUACUACGGUGCUGCGUCGUGGGUGUCCCGGGCUGGGGCUGAACAUCCGCGCUGCUACGCGGGCUACCACUGCCAAGAACACAUGCACUAUAUUGCCAAAACGCCCGAGAAUCUUCAGGCGUACGGCUUGUGCUCCAACGAUACUAUGUAUGCUCUUCGCCUUGGUGACGGUACUCGCGUUGUAGAGCACGGCACAUUUUAUGGACCUGGUUGGCCUAAGGGCUCUGUUGUCGGCCGUUAUACAACGUAA
Metarhizium brunneum ARSEF 3297 is the source of this 1734-nucleotide messenger RNA. RefSeq names its product Glucan endo-1,3-beta-glucosidase. NCBI's taxonomy places the organism in Eukaryota, Fungi, Ascomycota, Sordariomycetes, Hypocreales, Clavicipitaceae. The record is from RefSeq and is a predicted model, not a curated record.